AAAUUACGAGGUCAAUUUGCCAUGUGACUUGUUUGUGUUUUGGUCGGAGGUGAACGAGAGUACAACAUUCUACAGACAGACAGAAGUGAAGGAGAGAAGGCUUGGACGUACUUUUAAACACUUUUCGUUAAUUAACCUUAAUAUGUCAAAAUCUGGGUCUCCUCAACAACAUGUUAAAGGACAGAGCAUUCCCAGACGCGUAGUACUAAAUGAUUUAUCACAGCUUCCAAAUGAUUACAGUACGACACCAGGCGGUUCGCUAUUUUCUACAACUCCAGGAGGAACAAAGAUUUUUUACGAGAGGAAUUUCUUGAUGCAGUGUAGGAACUCCCCACUAACUAGAAGUCCUCCACCAAAUAUGGCAAAGAUUCCAGGGGUAACUUGUCCUGGGGAGGUAGAUGUUCCUAAAGAAAAUGGCACAGAAAAUAUCCCAGCUCAGAAAAAAGACAAAGCACAUGAAGACCAGCCUCAGUUUGAGAUGGACAUUUAAAUCACUACCCAUGAUGCCUUUCACUGACAUAUCUUCUAUAGAUAUUUUCCUUAUUUAGCAACAUCAUACAUGUAAUAUUGACGAUUUCUGAGCUUAUUUUCUUAUUUUUCUGUGAUCUAUUUGAUAUUAGGAUAGUUGUAAAUGAGUGACACUGUUACAUGUACAUGUCACAGCAGUUGACACGUCCAUAUGAGGAAGUUGAGUCAUGGCAGACGACACAUCCUUAUUAGGCAUUGUUAUUAGGCUGAUGAGAAGUGGUAACAGAAUGUUCUCACACAAUGUAUGUCUCAAAAGAAUGAUACUGAAAUCUGUUAAGUGCUAAAAAAUACUUGUUUCGAAUUGAAAUCAUCAUGUGUUCAGAUUAAAGUGCUACUGUUAGGUUCUACUAAUGUAUUCACAAGGAAUGAUAUUUCAGCAAUAAUAUGAAUUUGGUAAAAGUUUCACAUAUUAAUAACUCUUUUGUUUUUUAUAAUGUCUCUGAAGUUUUGUAGUUUUGAUAAUCAGUUUGUUUUCUAAAUAAUCUGUCUACAAUACUUCAGUUCUGCAAGGAAUCGGGUAACAUCUUGAAGGUGUGAUUUCAGAGAUAUGUAGUCAUGUUUUAUGAUAUCUAUUGUUUUAAUAAAGUUUGUAAACAU
Mytilus californianus (California mussel) is the source of this 1125-nucleotide messenger RNA. Its product is annotated as eukaryotic translation initiation factor 4E-binding protein 1-like. Gene Ontology annotation, cellular component: cytoplasm. NCBI's taxonomy places the organism in Eukaryota, Metazoa, Mollusca, Bivalvia, Mytilida, Mytilidae. Gene Ontology annotation, biological process: negative regulation of translational initiation. The coding region runs from base 143 to 490 and encodes 115 amino acids. The transcript has 3 exons. Gene Ontology annotation, molecular function: eukaryotic initiation factor 4E binding. The record is from RefSeq and is a predicted model, not a curated record.